CCGGACCGGGUCCUGAACUCCAGCCUGAACCAGAACCAGAACCAGGAUCUGUAACAGAACAGAAUCAGACUGGAGCAGAACUGUGAUGUGACACAAACACAUCAGAGAAACUCGGACGAACAACUGGAACCAAAAUACUGUGAUCGAAGAGAAACUAUGAGCAGCAGGCAGGAUGGAGGAGAACGAGGGCGGGAGUUCUUCCUCAGUGCUCACCGCUGCCCUGAAGUCGACCUGCUGCCGCAUCACAUCACUGAGACACAAAACCCUCCGCCUUGUUCAGUAGUUCCUGCUGUGAUAAACUCUGAGCUCACCUGUACAGGUCAGUCUGAGGCCGAUUACCUGGACGUCUCCUCCUGCCAUCACUCCGAGGAUGAGGAGAAGGAGGAGGAAGAAGAGGAGAGCAUCAGCGACUGGUCGGAGGAGGAUCUCUCUCUCCACUUCUCUCCAUCUGUCAUCCUCCCAUCAGACGACGAAGACUUUGAUUUGGAGAGUGACUUCGAAUGUGUUGAUGUUACCAUGGAGACUCAGGUCAAAGGUCAGCAGGUGGAGGGGUUAAAGAUAAAGAUGGUUCCCAAACGUCAGAUCCAACUGAAGAAGAGAGAUGCCGAGAACAUUGAUACAGACAAACAACAGAUGAUACUGAAGGAUGGACCUGCUGAAGGGGGAGGAGCUAACAGUGAGGUCUCAGCCAAUGAGCUGCUCUGUCCCACUAUCCGACACCGCCCUGAUCUGUUGCUACGCCAACACAGCAUGCCUGCUUCCUUCCAUCCACACUCGACGACCAGCAGUAACGUCGACAGCUACAGUGUCUACAGAGGUCGGGUUGCUGCAGCCGGCCAAGGGUUUCAUAUGGGAGGAAACUCUGCACCAAGACAACGACUCCAAAAGUCCUUCUCUUUGGAUGAAACUAAAACCAAGAUGGCAUCAUGCAUCAUCAAGAGUGUCCUGUCCAAGAAGAUGCAGGUAGAGCAGAGCACCUCCAACUCAGAGAAUCACAACAACUCUACAAACUGCAACACAAAAACCUCUCAUGUGCAGAAUACCGUACAGCAGAACCACAAAGCUCCGGUCCUCCCCAGCCUCCAGCCUGCGGAGCAGGAGGGGGAGAGGGACGGGGGAGGAGGAGGUAAGGCUGCUGGUGUGUUUAAGGCUCCAGUUCAUGUGGUGAGAGACAUGAGGAGUUUAGUUAAAAACACCUACAGCCUCUCGUUCAGGAACAACAGCUCAGCUCCAACAACACAACCUGAGACCAACGACAAGCCAGCAACCUUCAAGGUGAUCGGUCAGGAGGACAGUCCCCCUCCCAGCUACCAGCAGGCUGUAGGGGUUAAAGGUCACCAUCAAACAAAAAUUGCCUCAGUUUACAGCAGCACCUCCAGAGGAUUUGUGGCCAAGGUCGCUGCAUCUCUCAGCCAAUCACAGGACAGGAAAGAGAGCGACAGAUUCAAUCGUCCAAUCACACAGCACAGACGAGGCAGCGAGCCAAUCAUAAGCAGAAACAAAGUGGAUGAUGACACCUGGUCUGCCGUGUUGUUAGACCCACCCACCAAACCACCUGCUAGCAGCAGGCUAUCAGAGCCCAGCCAAUCAGAGAGAGCUGCAGGUGUGAGUCACAGCAAGCCUCCUCCACCCUCCUCCACCCCCAGCCUCGCUCAGGGGACCCAGCUGCCGCUCUCUGCCCAGGGACAGAGCUCCAUCAUGGGUGUAUCCUCUCAGUCCCAGCCCAUCCUCCACUCCUGCUUCCACGCCCUGCCUGCCUUCCCCGCCACCCUGCACCCUCACCUGGGGAGAGUCAGCUACGUCCAGAACCCUCUGAACUUCUCUCAGCUGCAGCUCCAGAGUGUUCCCCCACAAGGUCCCACCCUCCACCUGCUGCAGAGGUCCCAGUCUGAGGACAACAGCAGGCCAACUGGAAACACAUCCUACCAACUGGAGGGAUAUAAAGGUCUCAUCAAGUGCUGCCCCCCUCCCAGCAGCACUGCAGGCAACCAGGAGAGCAACUGCAACCCAGUGACUGUAUCUGCAACACAAGAGCAGCAGCAACAACAACACCUUCAGCAGCAGCAACAGCAGCAGCAGCAGCAGUUUCUGUGUAACGUUCAGGGUUUCCUACCUGCACAGGUAGGUAGCGACUUCCUUGUUGACAUUACUGGUUCUGCUGCAGCACCUGGAGCCCUGUUCAGUGGCCCCGCCCCCUCAUAUCAUAUGAUGUUAGAUCCUAAAAGUGGGCGAUGCUUCUAUGUGGAUACGCCCCCACAGCCACAGAGGAAGAUGCUGCUGGAUCCAGAAACCGGUCAGUACAUCGAGGUCUUCCUACCUGCAGCCAGCUCCGCUCCCAACGCCGGCGUCAUUGCAGUGUGCGGCGCUAAUCCCGCCCCCGCUGUCCUCCCGGUGAUGCAGUUCCAGCCGCCGCUGGCCAUGUCCUCCCUGUAUGCCCCGCCCUGCCUGCCCUUCACCCUGCGCACGCCAUCAGUUAACUACACUCAUACUGCACCAUGAUGACAUCACAUGAAGUCACAUCAGACGAACAAACAAUAAACCAAACCUGAAACAUCCUCCACUUUCAUUCUCAAUGUCUCUAUAAUAAGACUUUUAUCAUAAAAGUCUGCCCUCAGUCAAUCAUAGAAGAAGUUCAUUGAAUCUGCUGAGAGCUCAACUUGUGUAAAAACUGUUGUGACUCCGUAUAUUUAGUCAGUUUGAUCACAGCAGCUUCUAGUGGAUGUUAGAGGAACCGCAGCUCUGACGGUACACCAAGACCCAACACAUCAUCAAAAGAUUUUAACUGCACAAAUGUACAAAAAAACUUUGGAAGGAGGAGGUGCAAGUAAGUAAGUAUGUAAGUAAAAUUAAUAUAUAUGUAUCACCUUGUAUCACCUUAUCAAUAGAAACACAAAUAGAGGUAAAAUAAGUAAUAAGUAGGUGUUGAGCUGCUUUGUCCACACAUCAUUAAUUACAAUCCUUAAAGGCACAACCUCCUUUAGUUUUGAUUCUAAAGUGAGGAACAACCAGCAAAGCCUGAUCAGACCUCAGAGACCUGCUGCUGUGGAUCUGUAAUAAAGCUGUCUGACUAUACAACUCUAAAAGUGAUCACAAUCAUCUUAAAGUGGAUUCUGAACUUGAUGAGGAGCCCAGUGUAAAGAGACCCAGUCAAAAGCUGUACGGCAGCAUUCUGGACCACUAAAUGGUCCCGGUGCAGACUGGAAGUCUUAUUCAAUGCAUCAAAACAAGUUCGGUUCAGUGAUAUUUCACAAAGACUCAUUCUGUCAGGCACAUAUUGAUCCACCCACUCGUAUCAGCUGUAAGAGUAGUAAUGAUAGAUGAUGCUAAUCUGAACCAGAUACACACAGUGAAGGUUUGAUCACAGCCAUUAACAGAUUUAAAUAUCAGUGUACUAAAGUCUGCCUGUUGUCACUUUCUCUUUGUUUACUGAAAUGUUGUUUGCACACUAAGAAAAGAUCCAAUUUUCACAAUGACGACAUGAGUUCACCUUGUUUUUGCUUGUCUUUUGAUUUU
Thunnus maccoyii (southern bluefin tuna) is the source of this 3513-nucleotide messenger RNA. RefSeq names its product proline-rich basic protein 1 (gene prob1). The transcript has 5 exons. NCBI's taxonomy places the organism in Eukaryota, Metazoa, Chordata, Actinopteri, Scombriformes, Scombridae. The record is from RefSeq and is a predicted model, not a curated record. Bases 157 to 2499 code for a protein of 780 amino acids.